GGAGCACGGAGCAGGAGGUAUGUCUACUGGAAAAGGCAGGGGCGAUGCUGUGCACUGCUCAAUUCCUUUGAGGUAGAAGACAGCCACAAGGGUACAGCACUUUCUUAUGCAAGGAGCUAAACAGUGAUUAAAGAAGCAGGAUGAAAAGAUGGCACAAUCAGUGCUGGUACCGCCAGGACCUGACAGCUUCCGCUUCUUUACCAGGGAAUCCCUUGCUGCUAUUGAACAACGCAUUGCAGAAGAGAAAGCCAAGAGACCCAAGCAGGAGCGCAAGGAUGAGGAUGAUGAAAAUGGCCCAAAGCCAAAUAGUGACUUGGAAGCAGGAAAGUCUCUUCCAUUUAUUUAUGGAGACAUUCCUCCAGAGAUGGUGUCAGAGCCUCUGGAGGACCUGGACCCCUACUAUCUUAAUAAGAAAACAUUUAUAGUAUUGAAUAAAGGGAAAGCAAUCUCUCGGUUCAGUGCCACCCCUGCCCUGUACAUUUUAACUCCCUUCAACCCUAUUAGAAAAUUAGCUAUAAAGAUUUUGGUACAUUCUUUAUUCAAUGUGCUCAUUAUGUGCACUAUUCUGACCAACUGUGUGUUUAUGACCAUGAGUAACCCUCCCGACUGGACAAAGAAUGUGGAGUACACCUUUACAGGAAUUUAUACUUUUGAAUCACUUAUUAAAAUACUUGCAAGGGGCUUUUGUUUAGAAGAUUUCACAUUUCUACGGGAUCCAUGGAAUUGGCUGGAUUUCACAGUCAUUACUUUUGCAUAUGUGACAGAGUUUGUGGACUUGGGCAAUGUCUCAGCGUUGAGAACAUUCAGAGUUCUCCGAGCACUGAAAACAAUUUCAGUCAUUCCAGGCCUGAAGACCAUAGUGGGAGCCCUGAUCCAGUCGGUGAAGAAGCUCUCUGACGUCAUGAUCCUGACCGUGUUCUGUCUGAGCGUGUUUGCUCUCAUAGGGCUGCAGCUGUUCAUGGGCAACCUGAGGAACAAGUGUUUGCAGUGGCCCCCAGAUAACUCUUCCUUUGAAGUAAACAUUACUUCUCUCUUUAAUAACUCACUGGAUGGAAAUGGCACCACUUUCAACAGGACAAUGAAUAUGUUCAACUGGGAUGAGUAUAUCGAGGAUAAAAGUCACUUUUAUUUUUUGGAAGGGCAAAAUGAUGCUCUGCUUUGUGGCAACAGCUCAGAUGCAGGCCAGUGCCCAGAAGGUUACAUUUGUGUGAAGGCUGGUAGGAAUCCCAACUAUGGCUACACGAGCUUUGACACCUUUAGUUGGGCCUUCUUGUCCUUAUUUCGCCUCAUGACUCAAGACUUUUGGGAAAACCUUUAUCAACUGACCUUACGUGCUGCAGGAAAAACAUACAUGAUAUUUUUUGUGCUGGUUAUUUUCUUGGGCUCAUUCUACCUAAUAAAUCUGAUCCUGGCUGUGGUGGCCAUGGCCUAUGAGGAACAGAAUCAGGCCACCCUGGAAGAGGCUGAACAGAAAGAAGCUGAGUUUCAGCAGAUGCUUGAGCAGUUGAAAAAGCAGCAAGAAGAAGCUCAGGCAGCAGCUGCAGCGGCCUCCGCUGAAUCCAGGGAUUUCAGUGGCGCGGGCGGGGUUGGCGUUUUCUCCGAGAGUUCUUCGGUGGCAUCGAAGUUGAGCUCCAAGAGUGAGAAAGAGUUGAAAAACAGAAGAAAGAAAAAGAAGCAGAAAGAACAGUCCGGAGAAGAAGAGAAGACGGAGGUAGUCAGAAAAUCUGAAUCUGAAGACAGCAUAAGAAGAAAAGGUUUCCGCUUUUCCUUAGAAGGAAGUAGGCUGACAUAUGAAAAGAGGUUUUCUUCUCCACACCAGUCAUUAUUGAGCAUCCGCGGCUCCCUUUUCUCUCCAAGACGCAACAGUAGGGCAAGCCUUUUCAGCUUCAGAGGGAGAACAAAGGAUAUUGGCUCUGAAAAUGACUUUGCUGAUGAUGAGCACAGUACUUUUGAGGACAAUGACAGCCGAAGAGACUCUCUGUUUGUGCCACACAGGCAUGGAGAACGACGUCACAGCAAUGUGAGCCAGGCUAGCCGCACCUCCAGGGUGCUCCCCAUUCUGCCCAUGAAUGGGAAGAUGCAUAGUGCUGUGGAUUGUAAUGGAGUGGUAUCUCUGGUUGGGGGACCUUCUGCCCUCACAUCUCCCACAGGACAGCUCCUGCCAGAGGGCACAACUACUGAAACAGAAAUAAGAAAGCGACGAUCCAGUUCUUAUCAUGUUUCCAUGGAUUUGUUGGAAGAUCCCAAUUCAAGGCAAAGAGCAAUGAGUAUAGCGAGUAUUUUAACCAACACCAUGGAAGAACUUGAAGAAUCAAGACAGAAAUGUCCACCUUGUUGGUAUAAGUUUGCUAACAUGUGCUUGAUUUGGGACUGCUGCAAACCAUGGCUAAAAGUGAAACAUCUUGUCAACCUGGUCGUGAUGGACCCUUUUGUUGACCUGGCCAUCACCAUCUGCAUUGUCUUAAAUACUCUCUUCAUGGCCAUGGAGCACUAUCCAAUGACAGAGCAGUUCAGCAGUGUAUUGUCUGUUGGAAAUCUGGUCUUCACUGGGAUCUUCACUGCAGAAAUGUUUCUCAAGAUCAUUGCCAUGGAUCCAUAUUAUUACUUUCAAGAGGGCUGGAAUAUUUUUGAUGGUUUUAUUGUGAGCCUUAGUUUAAUGGAACUGGGUUUAGCCAAUGUGGAAGGGUUGUCCGUUCUUCGAUCAUUUCGUCUGCUCAGAGUUUUCAAGUUGGCAAAGUCCUGGCCCACACUAAAUAUGCUGAUUAAGAUCAUUGGCAAUUCCGUGGGGGCGCUGGGAAAUCUCACCUUGGUGUUAGCCAUCAUUGUCUUCAUUUUUGCCGUGGUCGGCAUGCAGCUCUUUGGUAAGAGCUACAAAGAAUGUGUCUGCAAGAUCUCCAAUGAUUGUGAACUUCCUCGCUGGCACAUGCAUGACUUCUUCCAUUCCUUCCUGAUUGUGUUCCGCGUGCUGUGUGGAGAGUGGAUAGAGACCAUGUGGGACUGCAUGGAGGUCGCUGGUCAAACCAUGUGCCUUACUGUCUUCAUGAUGGUCAUGGUGAUUGGAAACCUAGUGGUUCUGAACCUGUUUCUGGCCUUGCUCUUAAGUUCCUUCAGUUCUGACAACCUUGCUGCCACUGAUGAUGACAACGAAAUGAACAACCUCCAGAUUGCUGUGGGAAGGAUGCAGAAAGGAAUUGAUUUUGUUAAAAGAAAAAUACGUGAAUUUAUUCAGAAAGCUUUUGUUAGAAAGCAGAAAGCUCUAGAUGAAAUUAAACCUCUUGAAGAUCUAAAUAACAAAAAAGACAGCUGCAUUUCCAACCAUACCACCAUAGAAAUAGGCAAGGAUCUUAACUAUCUCAAAGACGGAAAUGGCACUACCAGUGGCAUAGGCAGCAGUGUAGAGAAGUAUGUCGUGGACGAAAGUGAUUACAUGUCAUUUAUAAACAACCCCAGCCUCACAGUGACGGUGCCAAUUGCUGUUGGGGAAUCUGACUUUGAAAACUUGAAUACUGAAGAAUUCAGCAGUGAAUCAGAUAUGGAAGAAAGCAAAGAGAAGCUAAAUGCAACUAGUUCAUCAGAAGGCAGCACUGUGGACAUUGGAGCUCCCGCCGAGGGAGAACAACCUGAAGCUGAACCUGAAGAAUCCCUUGAACCUGAAGCCUGUUUUACAGAAGACUGUGUACGGAAGUUCAAGUGCUGUCAAAUAAGCAUAGAAGAAGGCAAAGGGAAACUCUGGUGGAACCUGCGAAAAACUUGCUAUAAGAUAGUGGAGCACAAUUGGUUUGAAACCUUCAUUGUCUUCAUGAUUCUGCUCAGCAGUGGGGCUCUGGCCUUUGAAGAUAUUUACAUUGAACAGCGAAAAACCAUUAAGACCAUGUUAGAAUAUGCUGACAAGGUGUUCACAUAUAUAUUCAUCCUAGAGAUGCUUUUAAAGUGGGUUGCAUAUGGUUUUCAAAUGUAUUUUACCAAUGCCUGGUGCUGGUUAGACUUCCUUAUUGUUGAUGUUUCAUUGGUUAGCUUAACUGCCAAUGCUUUGGGUUAUUCAGAACUUGGUGCCAUCAAAUCCCUCAGAACACUAAGAGCCCUGAGACCAUUGAGGGCCUUAUCCCGCUUUGAAGGAAUGAGGGUGGUUGUAAAUGCUCUUUUAGGAGCCAUCCCAUCCAUAAUGAAUGUCCUACUGGUCUGUCUGAUCUUUUGGCUAAUAUUCAGUAUCAUGGGAGUGAAUCUUUUCGCUGGCAAGUUUUACCACUGCAUUAACUUCACCACAGGAGAGAUGUUUGAUGUAAGCGUAGUCAACAACUACAGUGAAUGUCAAGCCCUCAUAGAAAGCAAUCAAACAGCAAGGUGGAAAAACGUGAAAGUGAACUUUGACAACGUGGGACUUGGAUAUCUUUCCCUGCUCCAAGUAGCCACAUUUAAAGGAUGGAUGGAUAUCAUGUAUGCAGCUGUCGACUCAAGAAAUGUAGAAUUGCAACCCAAGUAUGAAGACAAUCUGUAUAUGUACCUUUAUUUUGUCAUCUUCAUCAUUUUUGGUUCAUUUUUUACCUUGAAUCUUUUCAUUGGUGUCAUUAUAGAUAACUUCAACCAACAGAAAAAGAAGUUUGGAGGUCAGGACAUUUUUAUGACAGAAGAACAGAAGAAAUACUACAAUGCAAUGAAAAAACUUGGUUCAAAGAAGCCACAAAAACCCAUACCUCGACCUGCUAACAAAUUCCAAGGCAUGGUCUUUGAUUUUGUCACCAAGCAAGUCUUUGACAUCAGCAUCAUGAUCCUCAUUUGCCUCAACAUGGUCACCAUGAUGGUGGAAACGGACGACCAGAGUCAAGAAAUGACAAAUAUUCUGUACUGGAUUAAUCUGGUGUUUAUUGUGCUGUUCACUGGAGAAUGUGUGCUAAAGCUAAUUUCCCUUCGCUACUAUUAUUUCACAAUUGGAUGGAAUAUUUUUGAUUUUGUUGUGGUCAUUCUCUCCAUUGUCGGCAUGUUUCUCGCUGAGCUGAUAGAGAAAUAUUUUGUGUCACCUACCCUGUUCCGCGUGAUCCGACUGGCCAGGAUUGGCCGAAUCCUACGUCUGAUCAAAGGAGCAAAGGGGAUCCGUACCCUGCUCUUUGCUUUGAUGAUGUCCCUUCCUGCGUUGUUUAACAUCGGCCUCCUGCUCUUCCUGGUCAUGUUCAUCUACGCCAUCUUCGGGAUGUCCAACUUUGCCUAUGUUAAGAGGGAAGUAGGGAUCGAUGACAUGUUCAACUUUGAGACCUUUGGCAACAGCAUGAUCUGCCUGUUCCAGAUAACCACCUCUGCUGGCUGGGAUGGACUGCUAGCACCUAUCCUCAAUAGUGGCCCACCCGACUGUGACCCUGAGAAAGAUCACCCUGGGAGCUCUGUUAAAGGAGACUGCGGGAACCCAUCCGUUGGGAUUUUCUUUUUUGUCAGUUACAUCAUCAUAUCCUUCCUGGUGGUGGUGAACAUGUACAUCGCUGUCAUCCUGGAGAACUUCAGUGUUGCUACCGAGGAAAGUGCAGAGCCCCUGAGUGAGGAUGACUUUGAGAUGUUCUACGAGGUCUGGGAGAAGUUUGACCCAGAUGCCACCCAGUUUAUAGAGUUCUCCAAGCUCUCUGAUUUUGCCGCUGCCCUGGAUCCUCCUCUUCUCAUAGCAAAACCAAACAAAGUACAGCUCAUUGCCAUGGACCUGCCCAUGGUCAGUGGCGACCGGAUCCACUGCCUCGACAUUUUGUUUGCUUUUACAAAGCGUGUUUUGGGUGAGAGUGGAGAGAUGGACGCCCUUAGAAUACAGAUGGAAGAACGAUUCAUGGCCUCAAAUCCUUCCAAGGUCUCUUAUGAACCCAUCACAACCACUCUGAAACGCAAGCAAGAGGAAGUGUCUGCUAUCGUUAUCCAGAGGGCUUACAGACGCUACCUCUUGAAGCAAAAGGUUAAAAAGGUUUCAUCUAUAUAUAAGAAAGACAAAAGCAAGGAAGGUGAUGGGACACCUAUUAAAGAAGAGAUCCUCAUUGACAAACUAAAUGAGAAUUCAACUCCAGAGAAAACCGACAUGACACCAUCCACCACUUCUCCACCUUCGUAUGAUAGUGUGACAAAACCAGAAAAGGAAAAAUUUGAAAAAGACAAAUCAGAAAAGGAAGACAAAGGAAAAGAUAUCAGGGAAAGUAAAAAGUAAAAAGAAGCGAAGAGUAUUCCAUUUUGUGAUCAAUUGUUUACAGCCUGUGUUAGUGAUUUAUUUGUGUCCACAGGACUCCCACAGGAAGUCUAUGCCAAACUGACUGUGUUUUCAUAAAUGUGUACUUAAGGUCAGUGCCUAUAACAAGACAGCGACCUCUGGUCAGCAAACGGAGACUCAAUAAACUCGGGAAACAGCGUCAACAGGAGGUUUCUGUUUUCACAACCAGCUGACACUGCUGAAGAGCAGAGACCUAAUGGCUACUCAGACUAUAGGAACCAAUUUCAAAGGGGGAGGGAAGUUCAAUUUGUAUGUAAACUCAAUGCGUGACACUGAUAAUAGUAAUUGUCACCACUGCUUAUGUUUUAACUGCCACCCCUGUCAUAUUUUUACAAAUUGUGUGCUGUGAUUUUAUCACUUUUUUUUUAAAUCCACAGGUUGUUUACUAUUACACGUGACUAUUUUUGUAAACGGGUUUCUGUUUGGGAAGAGGGAGUCAAGGGAGUGAAUCCCCCAUAUCUUUAUUGUAUAACUGGGUGCAUUUUUCAAUCGUGGCAUGUUAUAACUCUCAUUCACACAU
This is a messenger RNA of Ochotona princeps (American pika), 6749 nucleotides long. RefSeq names its product sodium voltage-gated channel alpha subunit 2 (gene SCN2A). Bases 149 to 6169 code for a protein of 2006 amino acids. The transcript has 27 exons. Gene Ontology annotation, molecular function: voltage-gated sodium channel activity; protein binding. Gene Ontology annotation, cellular component: axon; plasma membrane; voltage-gated sodium channel complex. Gene Ontology annotation, biological process: sodium ion transmembrane transport; neuronal action potential; membrane depolarization during action potential. NCBI's taxonomy places the organism in Eukaryota, Metazoa, Chordata, Mammalia, Lagomorpha, Ochotonidae. The record is from RefSeq and is a predicted model, not a curated record.